This is a messenger RNA of Saxophila tyrrhenica, 252 nucleotides long. RefSeq lists its product as uncharacterized. The record is from RefSeq and is a predicted model, not a curated record. NCBI's taxonomy places the organism in Eukaryota, Fungi, Ascomycota, Dothideomycetes, Mycosphaerellales, Extremaceae. The coding region runs from base 1 to 252 and encodes 83 amino acids. The transcript has 2 exons.
AUGUGUACGGAUCUUGAUUGCGAAUGUUCAUCCGACUCACAGUCCCUGGAUGAUGCGCUCGUCCAGCCCGUCCCGACUCCAAGCAAGAGUAUUAUCACGAUGGAACAAUCAGAUCCGAUCGCAAUCAUCAGCAGCACCCUCUACGCCGUCAUUGUGAUUGGACUUCUGUACUGGCAACGCACGCUACAGAUGCAGCAACUCGACCUGGAGCAUGUGCGGUGGAUGGAGGAGCUGCGGGUGAGGUAUGGGUAG